GCGUUACCAUGGAAACGACGUUCAGACCUUUUGGAUACGCAGAACAGCAGCUAACAGCUAACAUUAGCCUACAUUCUGUUUACUAAAUAUUUAAUAUGAUUUCCUGCGUUAUAUAUUAAAAGUAGAGGCUCUUCUUCCUCCACAGUCUCCCCGUGUUUUCUGUGGAGUUAGCAUUGGUUAGCCUCGGCAGAAGAGGUGUCUGUCUAACGAAGCUACUGCUUAGCUUAGCACAUAUUAGCUUAGCACGCUAACCGUUAAAUUCUAUAUUUUUCACCCGAAAAAGAGGCUCUGAAUCCCCGCAGGACCAGAGGAGAGGAGCUGGUGUAGCAUCCAGCUAGCUGGUGGUAAUACGGGAUGGAUGUGAGUUAACGGUCUGACCGGGUCUGUGAUUCUCUGGACGGCUAGCCUGAGUGUCCUGGUCCUGGUCCUUAUCCUUGCCCUGGUCCUCCUCCAGGGACCAGAGGAUGGUAGGGAUCCACGCGGCUGACUAGGCCCGUUUUCCGGGGAGAGAUGAGGCGGAGGCCCGCUAACAUCCGGAUCUGCUGAUCAGGAUGGAGUUGUGCAGUAAGAACCGCACUGCCCCGGUCCCGGAGGCCAGCCCUCCCCGGUUGGAGGGUCCCCUGUGUUCCCGCACUAACGGCUGGAGCUGGCCCCCCCACCCUCUGCAGCUGCUGGCCUGGGUGCUGUUCGGUUUCUUCGCCGUCACCGGGCUGGGUGUGUUCGUCCCCCUGCUGCCCCCCCACUGGGUCCCCGCCGGAUACAUCUGCACAGCGGUGAUGUUCCUGUCUCACCUGUGUGUUCACCUGUCGGCCGUCUCCAUCGACCCCGCCGACCUCAACGUGAGGACCAGGAGCAGCCGAGCACCUCCUCCCCCCUUCGACCGCUCCAAACACCGGCACGUCAUCGAGAACUCACACUGCUACCUGUGCCAGGUGGACGUGGGGGCGAAGUCGAAGCACUGCUCUGCCUGCAAUAAAUGCGUCUCCAACUUCGACCAUCACUGCCGCUGGCUCAACAACUGUGUGGGCAGCAGGAACUACAAGUUGUUCCUUCACAGCGUGGUCUCUGCUCUGUUGGGGGUGUGUCUGGUUCUGGUUCUGUCCUCGUACGUCUUCAUCGAGUUCUUCCUGGACCCGUCCAAACUGCGCACUGACAAACACUUCCUGGGGCGUAAUGAGACAGGUGUGUGGUUCGUCUUCCUGCCUCUCUCUCCUCUCCGCUCGGCAGCAGCAGUGAUUCCCUCUCUGGCCGCCGUCACCAUUGUCCUCUCGCUGCUGUCCUCUGUGCUGCUCUGCCACCUGCUCUGUUUCCACAUCUACCUCAUGUGGAACAGGCUCAGCACCUUUGAGUACAUCGUGAGGCAGCGUCACCGUCAGCAGGGAGGAGGAGGAGGAGGAGGAGAGAGAGCUCCGUCAGGACUCCUCACUAAGGAAGUGACCUCACCCGGGACCCUGGGCUACACCAACCCUCAGCUUGAGCUGCGGGAGCCCCCACCACAGGGGGAGGAGGCAGGGUUCCUGUCUAAUGGCAGAGUGAGGACCGUGUCCGGGGCGGUCGCAGAGAAGGACGCCCCCCCCACACUGUCUACGGAGCUGCAUGCUGCAGCACACACACAACGCGUACAGAAGAAGAAAAAGAGGGUCUGUAGAGUUCCUGCAGAGCUCAAACCCCCACCAGACCCCGGCAGUGUGUCCAGCGCAUCCAUGGCUCAGAGACUUCCUUUCCCAGCAUGUCCUCUGAGGGCCGCCCCCCCCCAGAGCCCUGUGCAGGCGGCGGCCCCCCCCUCUGAAUACCACUCGGACUCUGCAGAGUCUCUGGAGGAGAUCCCGGUUGUUCUGGUAAAACUGGGAUCCAGCUCCUCCCACCGGGUGCCACCAGCCUCCCCCGCACAGCCCCCCCGGCACCUCAGCAAGAGGAAGGCUGCCUCAUCCCGCCAAAAUAAGAGCAGACCUACGGACCUGAGGUUUGAAAGGGCCUCCACGCUGCCCCCUGUGGUGUUCGUCAGCCGGGGGGAGGGCCUGGGUCUGGGCAGGAAGCUGAGGCCGGGGUCCGGGGGGGGUUCCAGGUCCGGAUCUAGACCCAGGUCCCGAGUGUCACUGGGAUCGGUGAUGGAGCCGGGAACAUUUUAAUGUUUUAGAAUCAAACGUGACAAUCUUUAUUUAAUAUCUGAAGAACAUUUCCACCUCUUAAUUUAUUACUGUAUACAUUUUUAUCCUGAAGGCCAAAGGUGAGCUCGUCUGUGCACAAUCUUUAUGAGUGUGUGUGUGUGUGUGUGUGUGUGUGUGUGUGUGUGUGUGUGUGUGUGUGUGUGUGUGUGUGUGUGUGUGUGUGUGUGUGUGGCCCUCCAUAAGGACACUCAAUUGAUAGCAUGCUUUAAUGUCUCACUGCAGUUUAUAUUAGUUUAGUUGUAGAUCAUUGAUUAUGAAGAAAUCACUUUCUAUUUUUUACAUUUCCCUUUAAACCAAUCACAGGCCUCUCUUUGUUAAAGGGACAGUUCACAUUUCAAUUUGUGCAGAAAACUAAAAGCAUCUGGAAAGAUACAAAAAACUUUGGAUAAAAACGCCUUAAAUUUUACAUUAUGAUAACGGCUGUUUGUCAGUCUGAUCGUCUCCGCUGCACUCUUGAUGUUUGUUAUUUUUUUACACCUGUUUAUUAAUAAAAAACCAAAAGUGA
Messenger RNA from Eleginops maclovinus (Patagonian blennie), 2673 nucleotides. It is a transcript of the gene zdhhc1, whose product is annotated as zinc finger DHHC-type containing 1. The transcript is spliced from 10 exons. Lineage: Eukaryota; Metazoa; Chordata; Actinopteri; Perciformes; Eleginopidae. The coding region runs from base 552 to 2129 and encodes 525 amino acids. Gene Ontology annotation, cellular component: Golgi apparatus; endoplasmic reticulum. Gene Ontology annotation, molecular function: protein-cysteine S-palmitoyltransferase activity. Gene Ontology annotation, biological process: peptidyl-L-cysteine S-palmitoylation; protein targeting to membrane. The record is from RefSeq and is a predicted model, not a curated record.